AUGUACAAUGAUGAACAACCAAACUUGAUUUGGGAUCACGACCCCCUUGACAAUAAUAAUAAUUUACAGCAUGUAUCCGCUGUGCUUUGGAUUGGCAUUUCCUUUCAACAACAAGCAUCCUGUGCACACUUUCAAAAAGUCUGGGAAAGCACAAAACGUAAUCAUCAAAUGGCACAACCAAUCCAUUAUAUCAUCAAUCCCAAUGCCAAUGAGGCGCUCCAAGAUCUACAAAGUGUGGUAGGACAUCUUGGGCCUAGUAAUGUGGUAACGGUGGAAGCUACCAGUGAGGAUUUGUUGGAGUCUUUUGCCUUUACCAUUGACUGA
Molecule: messenger RNA, 324 nt
Organism: Seminavis robusta
Lineage: Eukaryota; Bacillariophyta; Bacillariophyceae; Naviculales; Naviculaceae
Source: the annotation of a GenBank genome assembly